AUGGAUAGAAUUAGAGAGGCUGGAGAGCAGGGGGGAGUUGCUGGUGGAGGAGUGGGGGCUCACCAACCAGCCAACCCUCCGCUACCCUCAACUUCUACACCAUCUCCUACUACCAUGGAUCCUAUGAAAGCUUUCCCUAUUGAGAAAUUCAUGGGGGAGGACUACGAGCACUGGAGUUUCCGCAUGAGGCUGAUGUAUACCCAAUACAAGCUAUUGGAUUUGGUGGAGGGGAAGGAUAAAAUGCCGGAGGCCACGGAGCUGAAAGGAGCGUGGAUGAGGCAAUCGUUUGACGCGUACAUGCUAGUGGUGCAAGCGGUUAGCGGGCGAUUGAUGAAAUCGAUGGGGGCAAGGUCACACACACCAGUGCAUCGACCCCCUUCACUUGCCUCCUGCCCAAGCCUCCCUGGCGCCUCUUUUCCACCCCCCUCUUCUCCUCACAGGUUCCUCAAUGGGUGCGCGAUAGUGGGAGGCAUCGACAUCUAUGGCGGCACGGACCGCCUUGUGUCACGAGUGGUGCCUCGUGCAGGUGUUGCGGUCAGGCGAGUGGACACAAGUGACCUAGAAGCAGUGAGGGCGGAAGUGGGAGAAGACACCAAGCUGGUCGUCAUAGAAAGCCCCACCAACCCGCGCAUGAUGAUCAGCAAUAUCAAGACUAUCUUACAACAAACAGUUGCUACUUAUACCUCUCCCAUUGUCAUAGCUACUGCAGCCGAUACCAAUGCCAACCAACCCCCCCCCCCCCCUCUCUCUCCCUUCCGCCAGACCGCUAAAACCAAUGCCUACCAACCCCCCGCGUAG
Messenger RNA from Closterium sp. NIES-65, 798 nucleotides. The record is from the annotation of a GenBank genome assembly. Lineage: Eukaryota; Viridiplantae; Streptophyta; Zygnematophyceae; Desmidiales; Closteriaceae.